GAUUGUGAGAGUGGUGACAAAGAAGAACAUCUCUGAACCGGCUGGAAAACAUAACAAGACGACUCGAAAAAGUACACUGUGCAGUCCAAACUCAAGACACUGCUGUACAAACAAAUAUAUCUUCUCCCAAGAAAUCCACGAAGCCAGAGAUAAUUUUGAAUCAGCCAAUAAACAUGUCUAUAGCUGGAUAUGAAGAUCUUUUGAGUGGGCCAGUCAAAAAAUACUUAGAAUUAAGCCAAAAGAUUGGUGGUGAUGUAGCUAUUCAUAGCAAGCUUGUGGAGAAGGCUUUCCAAAUUCAACUUCAAUUCGUGCAAACGGCGGCAAACCGUACUGCACCGGUAAAUCAAUCUGAACAAAUAUCUCUGCUUGCGCCUAUGUCUGUGCAGAUUCAGCAGAUUCAAGAAUUUCGCGAAAGAAAUCGUGGAUCUCCAUUCUUUAAUCACUUAUCGGCAAUUAGUGAAAGUAUUCCGGCUUUAGGAUGGGUUGCUGUGUCUCCUACACCUGCUCCAUAUAUAAAAGAAAUGAAUGACGCUGGUCAAUUUUAUACCAAUCGUGUAUUGAAAGAUUGGAAGGAAAAGGAUAAAGUACACAUAGAUUGGUGUAAAACGUGGGUACAAACGUUGACCGAUCUGCAACAAUACGUUCGCCAACAUCAUACAACAGGUUUAGUAUGGGGAAAAACUAGUAUUGCACCUGUGGGUAUACCACCUCCUCCACCUCCCUCGAUGCCAAUUGAAGAUAUUUCAUCGAUGAUAAAUGAUGACAGAAGCGCCCUCUUUGCUCAGAUCAAUCAAGGAGAAAAUAUCACGAAAAAUUUGAAAAAAGUUACUUCAGAUAUGCAAACGCAUAAAAAUCCUGCUUUGAGAUCCGGACCUGCACCAUUUAAAGCACCAGCAGUUACUAAUAUGAUACCGAUAAAAAAUGUGUUAUCGGCGAAUGUACCUAUUGACAAACCACCAGUCUUUACUCGAGAUGGUAAAAAAUGGCUUGUGGAGUAUCACAAAGGAGAAAAUUUAGUAAUCGAUAAUGUGGAAAUGAAUAAUGUUAUUUAUAUGUUUCGAUGUCAAGAUAGUACACUUACUAUUAAAGGCAAAGUAAAUUCCAUUAUUAUGGAUUCUUGUCGUAAAUCAUCCGUUGUAUUUGAUUCUCUUGUAUCCAGUAUUGAAUUCGUUAAUUGUCAAAGCAUACAAAUGCAGGUUCUUGGGAAGGUACCUACAAUUUCCAUUGACAAAACGGACGGUUGUCAAAUGUAUUUAAACACAGAAUCUCUGAAUGUUGAACUUAUUACUAGCAAAUCUAGUGAAAUGAAUGUUAUGGUACCCAAAGCCAAUGGAGAUUAUAGUGAAUAUCCGGUACCAGAACAAUUUAAGACUACUAUUAACCAGAAUGGUCUUAAUACUACAGCUAUUGAUUCACUUGGUUAAAAGCAUAAGGGAUUUGUUUAAAUUCAUGUAGCCUAUCUUUUUAACAAUAUAUCUCAUUAAAGGUAUGAUUGUCACAGAGAUAUUGUCAAUUUAUUAAUAUUAUUAUUAUUUAUUGUCUUGUUUGUAGAGCUAAAAAAAAAUCCAAUACUGAACAUCUCACUUAUGUGUAACAAUUUGACUUAGUAUAUAUGAUUAGGUUUCAAAUGGACUUGUAUAAUGAAUUGUAUAAUUAUUAUCAACAGAUGCAUUCGGUAAUAAUCAGUAAUUUAUUAAAAUUACUUAAGAGGAAUUUUAUUAUAAAAAUAUUCUAAAAAUAUUUUUUUAUUAUAAAUUGUCAAAUUAUAAAGUCAACAUGAGUUAUAUCAAGAUAGUCAAUUUGCUAAUCUUAUUAUAAAGCUCCUGUUUCUCAUUGCAACGAUAUUGUAAUGUGAUAUCAGAAGCAAAAAAGUGAUUUUGUUUUCUUACUAAAUAUAUAAAAAUAAAUUAGUUUUUUUUGUAUAUCAUCACUUGCGUUAAUAAUAUGUAUUGGUAAAAUAUUGCGAAAAAUCUCUUUUUUAUUAUGCUGCUUACUUGCAAUAAAUUCAUAUGUAACUAAAUCUAUAUAUUCUACAUAUAUUUCCAACAGAAAUAAACUUUUUUACAAUUGAUUAAGAUUUACAGCUAUUUGUUAAUCAACGAAUCUCGAAAAAAGAAUUCUGGUCAUCAAUCUAUACUAUCGAACACGAGUGAUGGCGUACGACAAAAAUUAAUUAAUUUUAACACAAUAAAAUAAUUUCAUAAUAUUUUUUCAUUUAUAAUAUAAUAAUUCAAUAUUACGCAGUAAAGCAUCAGUAAUCUUAUUAAUUAUAAUAUAUUACUAGAGAUUAUCACAGGAUUUUUUUUAAUGGACAAGUAUUCAUACAAUAAGUUUGAAAGAAAGAUAAUAUAGUGAUGAUGUUAUACAUAUUAUUGAUUAAAAAUUUUAUCAUCUUUGAAUAGCUUUUUUAUACAUUUACAUCAUUUUCUAUGGUACAAGGAGUUUUGCUCAAACCUGUUGCUGCAUAGUAUUUGCUGAAUACUAAAUUGAAUAAAUAUUGUACACGUACAGUUAACAGGAAAAAAAAAUUACUAGGCCUCUGAGCAUUACUCUAAUGGUCAUUAAUGGUAUUGAAUGUCAUCAUAAAUAGUUCGAUAUGCUUUGCCUCUGAUAAACUUUUGCUCUAUGUGUAUAUCAUGUUUGGUACUAUACAGUAUUUAUUAAUGGAAUAUUAUAAAUAUAUAUAUAAUAAUCGAAAACUCUCUCGAGUAGAAAUCUAACAGCGUGAUAUCUCUAGUGAGAGUACACUAGUACUAUUAAUAUUAAUACUAGUACUAAUAAUAUAUUAAUACUAAUAAUAUUAAUAAUAUUAGUAGUAGUUUAGUAGUAUUAAUAUUUAAGUAAUGUUAACUUACUUAAAUAAAAUAUUAAAUAAUAAGAACGUUUAUAAUGAAUAACAGCGAUAUUAUAAGCAAAUUUUUCAUUUGUCUGUAUCGCACAAUUUUAAUAAAUACAUACUUAUUUCAUGUA
This is a messenger RNA of Formica exsecta, 2970 nucleotides long. RefSeq names its product adenylyl cyclase-associated protein 1 (gene capt). The coding region runs from base 174 to 1424 and encodes 416 amino acids. The record is from RefSeq and is a predicted model, not a curated record. Gene Ontology annotation, cellular component: cytoplasm. NCBI's taxonomy places the organism in Eukaryota, Metazoa, Arthropoda, Insecta, Hymenoptera, Formicidae. Gene Ontology annotation, biological process: cytoskeleton organization; cell morphogenesis; regulation of adenylate cyclase activity. The transcript is spliced from 7 exons. Gene Ontology annotation, molecular function: actin binding; adenylate cyclase binding.